Messenger RNA from Meloidogyne enterolobii, 1308 nucleotides. NCBI's taxonomy places the organism in Eukaryota, Metazoa, Nematoda, Chromadorea, Rhabditida, Meloidogynidae. The record is from the annotation of a GenBank genome assembly.
AUGAGAGCAGAAUUACUCUAUAUAGCAGAAUGCAAUAAUUUCGAAAGUGACCUUCAUAUACUAACGGGAAUUGUUGAUGAAAAAAUGAAAAGAAACGAUAUUGUUAAAAAAUAUUGUGAUUUAACAAAAAAUUAUACGAAAAUAAGAGAUAAGAGAGAAAGUAAAGGACUUACAAGGAGUGAAAAUAAGCUUGAACAUUAUUUUAAAAUACUAAACUUGGAUUGGUUAAAUGAUCAGCAACGAGAAUAUCUCAAAAAUAUGCCGUCUAAAGGAAUACGUGAAGCAUUGCGAGAUGCGGUAGUAAACUGGUUUAAUCAUUUACAUCCUGCUGCAAAAGAGCUAGCCACAGAUCUUUUCAAAGGUGGAUGUAAUAAACUUUUAAGAAUAAGACAGGAGGGAUGUGGUUAUUUUGGGCUGUUAGACACACAAAAAAUAAACGAGCUCAAAAACUACGAUGACUUGACAACUUAUAACGAAAUUAAUGAAUUAAUAAAUCCUCUAAGAGAAAAAUUGGAACUCAGAAAAAUUGCUAAUGAUUAUAAUCAGACUUGCAGAGAACUUUUUGGUAUUGGAGAGGAGGAAGGAUGUGGAUAUUUUGGCUCAUUAGACACUCAAAAAAUAAACGAGCUCAAAAACUACGAUGACUUGACAACGUAUAACAAAAUUAAUGAAUUAAUAAAUCCUCUAAGAGAAAAAUUGGAACUUAGAGAAAUAGCUACCGAUUAUAAUCAGACUUGUAAGGAACUCUUUGGUAUUGGAGAGGAGGAAGAAUGGAGGGGAGGUAGAAGGAAAAGACGUUCUCAUAACAAGAGAAGUAACUUGAGAGUUGAACGUGAAACAGAAGAUUUAGUACAAGAGGUCGACGAUGAUUAUAUCUUGAGUGUGAUUGAUGGCGAAGUAACCAUUAAUAAACGAAUUCAACGGCCCGAUGGACAAGGAGCAGAAUUAAAAGACACCAGAACCUCAUUAGAAGGAAUUCCAUCAAGAAAACGAAGACACCUCAGUAGUAAUGAAGACGAAUUUAAAAAACGAAAAAUGAGGGAAAGUUUGGAAACAAUUUUGGAAAUACAUUCAUUUUGGUUAACUAAUAGACAGGAGGAAGAAUUAAGAGAGGAUUUGAAAAAUGGAAAAUCAUUGGAUGGGGAAAUAUAUGAAAAAGUUUAUUUAUGGCUUCUUAGCUUGGAAUUAACUGAAAUGAAAGAGGCAGCUUCUGAUGUCUUUAAAAGAUGUAAUGGCUUUUCGUUAGAGGUAAUCGAGGUUACGGUUUUACAAAGAGAAAAUCACUUAACCAAAGGGGAAAUCCUUUAA